GAACAGCUUCCAGACUCCCUUUGUUUACCGUCGGAUAGAAGCUUUUUAGAUGUUUGAGCUGAAAUAUUCAGUGUCUGCAGGAACAACAUGUUUGGUUAGAGGGAAAAAAGCGUUUCUGCAGAAAUAUUAAAAACCAAAUAGAUCGAACCUCAGCUCGGUCUGCUGAGCCCAACUGGACCCGAACCGUCUCGGAACCGACCCGAACCGUCCUGGAACCGGCCCGAACCGGAACAGACCCCAACCGACCCGAACCGUCUCGGAACCGACCCUAACCGGAACAGACCCCAACCGACCCGAACCGUCCCGGAACCGGCCGGCUUUCCACUGCGUCAUGUCGAUCUGUGAUGGUCCUGCUGAUCAAAUUCUCAUAGCUGAAGAGAGAAACUCCACUGUUGACCAAAAGAUGCCAAACGUUACAGAAAUAAAGGAGGAACAGGGAGAACCAGGCCUACAGCAGGUGGCUGAGACGAAAGAUGGACCACAACCCAUCAAACAAGAGCAUGUUGAACUGUGGACCUUUCAAGAUGAAGAACAAUUUUUACUCAAGCAGGAAACCAGAUCCUCUCUGGUAACUCAUGAAGAAAGAGUCCUCAAUGUACCAAAGGUGGAAAUAAAGGAGGAACUGGGACCUGCAGAUCAAGGAGAAUUAGAACCUUUCAGGAUUAAAAAGGAACCAGAACUUGUCCAGGCACAAAAUGACCCAGAACUGAUGAAUAUAAAAGAGGAUUUCUGCAUUAAUCAGGAUAAAGAUCAGCUCGUAGUGAAGCAGGAGUCUAACAGCAUUUUGGUGACUUCUGAUGACAGUGAAGCAGAACCGAACAAGAACCAACUCCUCUCUGCAAAUGGCCUCAAAGCUGAGGCUCAACAUCAGCAAGAAAGCAAUCAGAAAGACUCGGGAAGCAACGAUGCAGAUCUGGAGCCAAAGUCUUGUGAAUUAAGGGUCAAACAUCACAGAAAGCAUCAAUACGUACCUGUGGACAUGGAAAGCCACUCAUAUGAGCAGGCUUAUUCUUGUAAGUUUUGUCAUAAGUCUUUUAGACACAGCAGUAGCUUGACUCGUCACAGAAUAAUUCACAGGGGAGAGAAGCCUUAUUCGUGUGACACAUGUGACAAAUCUUUUAGAUACAUUGGUAGCUUGACUCGUCACAAAAGAAUCCAUGUGGGAGAGAAGCUUCACUUCUGUGAGUUGUGUGAUAAAUCCUUCAGAAAACUCUGUGGUUUGAUUUGUCACAGAAGAACUCACAUGGGAGAGAGGCCUUAUUCUUGUGAUUUGUGUGGUAAAUCUUUUCGACACGGCAGUAGUUUGACUCGUCACAAAUUAAUUCACAGAGGAGAGAAACCUUAUUCUUGUGACACUUGUAAGAAAUCCUUUAGAUACUGCGGUAGCUUGACUCGUCACAGAAUGAGUCACUGGGGAGAGAAGCUUUAUUCUUGUGAGUUGUGUGCUCAACGUUUCAUUACUAAAGCCAGCCUGAAAGAUCACUACAAAACUCACACAGGAGAUCAAAUGUAUCUCUGUGACUCUUGUGAUCAAUCUUUCAUGACUGAGUCUGAUCUGGUAGAUCACAACAGCACUCAUACAGAUCAGAGGCCUUAUUCUUGUGACACUUGUGAUAAAUCUUUUAGACACAGCAGUAGUUUGGCUCGCCACAGAAAAAUUCACAAAUCGUUCAUGACUGAGACUGUUCUGAAAGAUUAUCAUAAUCUUUCAGAAACCCUCACAGAUGAGAAGCUAUAUCAGUGUGACACUUGUGAGAAAUUUUUCAAGACUGAGUCUAAUCUGAAAGAUCACUAUGUUGCUCACACGGGUGAGAAACCUUAUUCCUGUGACACUUGUAAUAAAUCCUUUAGACAUUGCAGUAGUUUGGCUCGCCACAGAAGAAUUCAUGAUGAAGACAAGCUCUUUUCUUGUGAAAUUUGUUAUAAAUCUUUCAUAACCAAGACUAUUCUGAAAAAUCAUCAUAAAAUUCACAUGAGAAAGAAACUUUGUCCUUGUGACAUUUGUGAUGAAUCUUUCAUGAGUGAGACAAUUUUGUUAGAUCAUUAUGCAACUCACAUGAUUGAGGCGUCUUGUUCUUGAGACACUGCAGUAGUUUGGCUCUAAAUUCCCUACAAAUGGUGUUCUCAGGUGUUUUACAGAGCAAACGUGUCUGAUUUAUAAAAUAAUCUUUUAUCAAAUUGAUUCCAUUCAGUCUUUGUUAUAAUCCAGUGCAGCCAAGUUGAGUUUCUAUCAAAGGAAGUCCAGUUGAAUUCAUUGAGUAGAUAAAUUACUGCAGCAAUCCCUCUUACUGAACAUGUGUUUGACGAAAGUAAAUGUUUCUUUUUGAAAGAAACUCCUACCAUUGUCACCACCAUAUUUUAUUUCGGCUCUUUUUUUAAAAGUUUUUGUUGGCUCUAGUGGUAUGUGGUGAACUCACAUACCACAACACCCCCAAAUACACUCUUUUUUAUACACCAGUAAACGUUCAAAUGUCUGGUUGAAAGGGCAAUAGCGACAUAUAGUUGUCUGGACAUGAACACACAUGGUGUCAGUUGACCUUUUUGGUUUUAAUCAACGGAGCGGUGACAGAGUUACGGUGAAGCCAUGGAGACUGUACAUCUUGGUGCUGGAUCCCAGUUGGUAGACCAGUCCUCCUCCUCUGUCCUUGGUUGUGGAAAACUCUCCUGAAUGGUUUAAAUCAAGGUUUUUCAAAGUAUAGGACAGCCAGUUGCUCAUCUAUCUCCCUCUCCCUUUAAUUUUUUUCAUCCCAUCUUAUUUUUCUUUUACUGUUGGAUUUUCUUCCUGAUGCUGUUUUUUGUUUUAUGUAAUUAUUUUUUGCUUAUAUUUUGGUAAAGGAUCGACUUUUUGCAAAGUCCUCUAUGAAAGAAGGUUUUGUUUUUUGCAUUGUGUCAAUGUAUCGUUUCAAAUGGACUAUUAAACAUUUCAAACGUCUCA
Molecule: messenger RNA, 2935 nt
Organism: Poeciliopsis prolifica (blackstripe livebearer)
Lineage: Eukaryota; Metazoa; Chordata; Actinopteri; Cyprinodontiformes; Poeciliidae
Product: zinc finger protein 70-like
Exons: 2
Coding region: 332-2080 (582 amino acids)
Source: RefSeq, a predicted model, not a curated record